AUGAAAUUCGACAUGAGAAUGCAUCAUAUGGCAAAGUUUUUGAUCGAGAUGGCAUUCCUGGAUGCGUCACUCUCACCGAUACUCCCAUCACAUACGGCAUGUGCCUAUACAUACAGGGACCUCCCGGAAGGAUUAGUCGAUUUCUUAAUAAGUUUCAUCCUUGACGCUCUUGGCCUACACCGCGACCAGCUUUUGAGGACGCCAGAUGAGCACAAACGGAAUCCAAAUAAGUGGUGGUUGGACUUGGCCGAAAAUGACGACGCUCGCGAAAGAUUAUUCCACGUCCUCUCAGAGAAAAGAGUAAUCUGGAGCGGUAAAACGAGGAUAGCAAUAGGGAGAGCUUUGGAAGACCUUCGAAGGUAUCAUUUUGACCCUGAUAGGGCCAUGCUCCUUCCAUCAAAGAAAAAGCGUGUCAUGGUCGAAGGCAGCACUGUUACUAAAGAAGACGAAGUGAUCCAGAAGACUGAAACCGUCGAAGACGAAGUUGAAGUAGUCGAAGACUGAUGCUGUUCUCAUUCUUAGUCGUAGUUUUUUCGUAAUGUGUCGUUUUUGUGGUGUUUUCAAUACUGUAAUUGCUGCUGACUGUGCAUAUCAUUUCCAUGUCAUUGUAAACUCUACUCGAGAAGAUCAUGCGG
Messenger RNA from Cylicocyclus nassatus, 635 nucleotides. The record is from the annotation of a GenBank genome assembly. Lineage: Eukaryota; Metazoa; Nematoda; Chromadorea; Rhabditida; Strongylidae.